AUGACUCCGUUCCUUCGAAUCGGCCAAUCUCUUCAAGGCCAAGCAGGAUUCUACACAAUUGGAAAACAAAUCCAGAAGACAGUCUGGCUUGCUAAAGACAAGCUACAUCAGCCCGUGUUCAUUAAAAGCGUCCAUCAUUUCCGUCUGCAGAAUGAACGUGACAUCAUGGAGCCAUCCGAUCCACCAGCCAUUGUCCUGAAGCAUCUGGAUGACAAUCUCCUGAAUGCCUCUACCUUCCAGAAACUUACCAGGUCGCAAAUCAAACAUGUCGCAAAAUCUGUCCUGGAGGCCUUGAGUGUCCUCCAUGCGCACACUUUCGUCCAUACAGACUUCGGAAGCACCGUGCCAGCCAGCUCAGCGUACGCCAAGGACGGUAACAUGAUCGGAGCGCCCAUAUGGCGGAGCCCCGAGGUCCACCUCCGCAUCGGCUGGGGUACAGCGCCGGAUAUAUGGUCUUUUGGCGCCACGCUUAUCUCCUUGCUCUACGGGAAUAACUUUUUCCUCUUCAAGCCUGAUGUAUCUGCGGACCACGAGGACUACGAUCUGAGAAUUCUGCAGAGGCAGUGUGAGUUCCUCGGGCCGUUUCCUCUCUCCUAUCGCGAGAUUUGUCCCCCUGGGACGUUGGAUGUUCUGGCGCGUAUCAUGCGGGGUAUUCCGCCCGAGAGGAAACGGCCGUUUACUAGGAUCUCGGAGAAGGAGCUCCGCAGGGGGGAUAAGGAGUUUAUUGUGAGAAUUAUGAGGCUGGAUCCUAGGGAGAGGCCUUCGGCGGUGGAGCUUUUGCGAGUUAGGUGGUUUGAGGUUGAAUAG
Aspergillus homomorphus CBS 101889 is the source of this 807-nucleotide messenger RNA. RefSeq names its product putative serine/threonine protein kinase. Gene Ontology annotation, molecular function: protein kinase activity; ATP binding. The coding region runs from base 1 to 807 and encodes 268 amino acids. The transcript is spliced from 5 exons. NCBI's taxonomy places the organism in Eukaryota, Fungi, Ascomycota, Eurotiomycetes, Eurotiales, Aspergillaceae. The record is from RefSeq and is a predicted model, not a curated record. Gene Ontology annotation, biological process: protein phosphorylation.